Ostrinia nubilalis (European corn borer) is the source of this 1102-nucleotide messenger RNA. RefSeq names its product serine protease snake-like. Gene Ontology annotation, biological process: proteolysis. The record is from RefSeq and is a predicted model, not a curated record. Gene Ontology annotation, molecular function: serine-type endopeptidase activity. Lineage: Eukaryota; Metazoa; Arthropoda; Insecta; Lepidoptera; Crambidae. The coding region runs from base 44 to 946 and encodes 300 amino acids. The transcript has a single exon.
CGCGUGCGCGGGCGCACAGAAACAUAGCUAUGCAGCCUUGAAUAUGCUUUGCGCACUUCUCCUCAUAACUUGGCUGAAAUCUACCCAUUCCAUUGGAGAAAAAGCACACCAAGCAUGCAGGAACUAUGGACAGAGCAUGCUGGAAUGCCACAACGUUCUCUUUCCGAUGUCCCGUGUGAGAGUUCCCAUAGACUUUCUCCUAUACCCUCAUAUGGUGUUGAUAGGAUUUCGCCACAACAUCAAUGAUAUACCCGCUUGGAAGUGCGGAGGGACAUUGAUCAGUGAGAAAUGGGUGCUGACAGCAGCACAUUGCAGAGAAGAUCCGAACAGUGGAAAAGCCAGCAUCAUGAGAGUCGGAACUGCUACGUUCGAGUUUGAUGAAAUCGACGAAAUGGCUCAAGAGAGGGACGUCGCUGAAAUCAUUUGCCAUCCGGAAUACAAACCACCGUCGAAAUACAACGAUAUUGCCCUAAUGAGGGCCGAACCGAACUUCAUUCUAAGCAGAGACAUAAGAAUUGCUUGUCUAGAAACCCGAAAUGAUGUCAAAUACAAACGUUUAACAGCUAUUGGGUUUGGAGUGACCAUGUCUGGUGGUAGAUCUGGAAGUCAGACGCUGAUGAAGGUGGACGUGGAUAUCGUUGACAAUGUCACCUGUAAUAUGACCAUGAGGUUCAUGAUUAAAAGGAAGAUCCUGGCUCAGGGGAUAGUGGAAGACCAGCUGUGUGCGGGAGACUACGAGAAUGGGGGCAGAGACACCUGUCAAGGGGAUUCAGGGGGACCUUUGCAGGUGAUGGAGGAUAGAGCUAAUUGUGUUAAGACUUUCCCCCUCCACAAAGUGGUGGGGGUGACGUCAUUUGGGAGGGAUUGUGGGAGGAAAAUGGCGCCGGGGGUGUAUACGAGAGUGUCGAGGUACAUCGAGUGGAUCGAACAAAUCGCGUGGCCAUAGGAUAUGGAUAUAUUUUAGUGUUAAGGCAGUAGACUAGGUACAUAGUUACAGAAAUAAAUUGUGUCUAAUAUUCGCUGGAUUUUAUGCGUGUAAUAAAAAAUAAUUUUUCCUUAUCAGUGAAAACAGUAUACGGAAUUUAUUACUUUUUAACUCUUA